UAAAUUGCUUGAGACACUCAUUGAUGAGUUAGAGUCGAAGAAAAUCAAGAGGAGGCCGGCCUGGUGUUCAUAAGACGAGCGCUUUCACCGCCCUUUUCCCCCCCGGCCUGGCAAACCAAACGUACCCAUCGUUUGACGACAUCCGGGCCCACUGGCCACGCACAGGUGCAAUGUUGCCUAGCUGCAACUUCAAGAGCCGCACUCCCUACGAAUUUGCCACGAAGUCGAUAAUGCUUGCCCCCGUCCUACUCCGCAUCGGCAACUGUGUCAGUUCACCACUAGCCGCAUAUGUCUGCCUGAAGCCGAGGACACGAGACACGAAACCUUGCCGGUCCCCCACAACGCCAAGCCAAGAGUCACAAGGCUCCGUUCAAGGCCGUUUCUGCCCACCGUCUCUUUUCCGUAAGAAGUCGGAAUCCGCGAGUCUAGCAGCGGGCUGUGCUGUACCGGAGUCAAGAGCUAGUCUAACAGUCCUUCUAUUGUUCUGUGUUCCCUUAUUGGGGCUGACUUGCAUAACGCAGGCUAAUUCCGAUCGAGACAGAAGCUUAUCCAUCCUGCUGGCCACCCGGUCAGUUCUUUUGCAGAUACAUACCAACUCCGCAGUCCGCCUUGCGGCCUCAUCAUCUUUCUUUCUCCUAUUGCUCUAUCCACACCUUUUGCUUAUUGCGGCUGUGCAUUUCCCUUUUUCUCGCCGCCACUUGCUGGCUCCUCAUAAACCGUUUCCUCAUUUAAUCCCUGUUGUGGUUUGAUGUAUGUUGUUCAUCGGUCUGGUUCGGUUCCGCUUAUGAGUAUCGAUUUCGGUAAAACUUUCCGUUUGAGUCAACCAAGGAUUACUGUGAGGCUCAACCCCACAUUUGCCUUCACUGUUGCCGGGUGCUAGGCUCAAUGCUACGAGGCGUUUCAUGUUGCAGCCUCACUGCUGCCUGUUCUUAAGCCCCAAGCAGAAAAAGGUAUUUGACUUCACCGCAGCGAGCAAUGUUAGUGAUUGUUCGGCGCCUC
Molecule: messenger RNA, 999 nt
Organism: Aplosporella prunicola CBS 121167
Lineage: Eukaryota; Fungi; Ascomycota; Dothideomycetes; Botryosphaeriales; Aplosporellaceae
Exons: 1
Coding region: 171-749 (192 amino acids)
Source: RefSeq, a predicted model, not a curated record